This is a messenger RNA of Morchella sextelata, 1941 nucleotides long. RefSeq lists its product as uncharacterized. NCBI's taxonomy places the organism in Eukaryota, Fungi, Ascomycota, Pezizomycetes, Pezizales, Morchellaceae. The record is from RefSeq and is a predicted model, not a curated record. The transcript is spliced from 5 exons. The coding region runs from base 1 to 1941 and encodes 646 amino acids.
AUGACUUCCAGUCCGGAGUCGCAAGAGCCCAGGGAGCUGCCGGAAAGCCAAUUUCUUGCCUCAACAUCUGAUGGUCUUCUACCUUCAGCCUCUGCGAAGAUUCCAGGACAAAGGUCACUACCGAAAAGGAUUGCUGUUAUCUCGUUCGAGGCCAUCGUAACUCUUGUCCCGCUUCUUUUUAUCAUUUUGGCAUUUUGUGCGAAUAGUCUAGAUGGUAAGCAAUUGUCUAAGUGGGGUGAAAAGCUACAACAAUUGGCAAAAUAUGGGAGUACUAUAUUUCCUAUCCUUUUUGCUUCUGUGCUUGGGAUGGCUAUAAGAUCAAUCGCGAGAUGGAGAGCGGAACGGGGAACAACGCUUCGUGAACUAGAGCUCUUGAUGGGAAGCCAGACUUUGGGUAGUACAAUAAGCACUCAGAUUUCCACCCUUGGCUUUUCUAACGACUUCCUUCUCGGCUUUGGGCUCCUUGUGUUUUGGUUGCUUUCUCCUAUCGCAGCACAGGCUUGUUUGAGACUGGUCGACAUAAACCAAGUGACUACUGAGAGUCCUGGUAAUAUCACCUAUUUGGAUAUGGAAAAUAGCACGAUUUUCAUGACAGGAGAUGAUAAAACUGGAGUACGUGAUAUAUAUAACACUCUCUAUGAUUUUAGUCUGCUCUCACCACCAGUAUAUCGCACUGAAAGCAGAGAUCUAUGGGGAAAUAUAAAGGUUCCGAUGUUAGAAUCAUUCAACUCUUCUAGGAUCGAAGAGGACGGGUGGAUAUCCGUGGAUGCAUACGGCAUUGAUAACAAUAUCUCAUAUGUAUCACUUAUCGGCAUUCCAGUUAUUGGCCUCCCAAAGUUGAACUUGAGCGAUGAAUGGACAAACAAAUCAUUAUCGGUACUGAUGACCAUUUUCAGCUUGGAGACAAAUUAUUUUGUUUUUGAUUGUUCAAAUAUUUCGAUAGUAGACCCUGAACAUAGCCAGCAAGAAAAUAGUUCUGGUUAUCUUUACAACAGGACUUCGCCUUCUCCCAAUACAACCUUUGUUUUGGACACCUCCACUCCGCUCGAUAGAGUCUCGACACCGGGUCUACAACCAAGAUACAUAACGUUUGUCUCGAAUUAUGGUGUGCCAGAAGACGAGGACGAUACAGUUGUAUACAAAAGUGCGAUGACGAAUUGUUCUGUGACUCAAUCAUACGUUGAAUUGUGGGUUGAAUGCUAUUAUGAUCUCUGCGAGACCACAGGAAUCCGGAAAUCCACAUUACUUCACAAACCUCCGGAAUAUACCGCUCUGGAUAAUCAGGGUCAUAUGAGCUUUAUUGCGAAAGAAUUAACUCACAGAGGAAUCGAUAUUACAACUAUCAAUACCGACGCACUCUGGAGUGGAACGUUGACCGAAUAUUUUCUCAACGAUCCAUCGAAAGUGGGGUCCUUCUUCGAGUAUAGCCGGGAUAUAUCUCAGCUACCCAGAGAUGUUUUCGCCUCUAGGUUCGGGUUAUUGUUCAACACCUAUUGGAACGCCGUACUUUCGCCAAACAUCUUGGUUGAUUCCAAGACCAAGGAUGAUAUAGCCCACAUUGUCGUCACUGAUCCUAAUUUUGACUACUCAGACUUAUUCAAAACCACAAACACAAACACAACUAUCGAGCUGACCGUGGACAGGUACGUUCGAAAGGUCUGGGCGAUGGCAACACUCAUGGCAACAAGCUGUUUGCUUCUCACCACAGCCAUUAUCGGCACGGUCCUCAGGUGGAAGUGUGUAGGCCCCAAUGUUCUGGGCUACGUUUCGACACUCUUAAUGGAGCCUGGAGGUUGCACACUCGAUGGACCGGAGAGAACUAGGGCAUUUGCAGAUACGAAGGUGGGCCUUGUGGCUGUCAGAGACGACAAGGAAGGACGUGUUGUAUUCUCACUCUUGCCGAAGCUCCCCGCUACAACGGAAGAAGCAGUCGACAAGUAA